AAUAUUGACCCGGGGCUUUUUAUCACAGGUGUCCGUUCAUCGAGGGAUCAAUGAAGCGAUGAGCAUAACCUCCUAUCUAUAUAUUACAUAUACAGAGCAAUAAAAAGGCGUAUAGGGACUUCCAAGCGCGACCACUUUAUUAUCGCUCCACCGAUACACACAUAACAAAGUGCAAAUUCAGAAUAUCACAGUAGUUCAGGUGUAGGAAGUCAAUACUGGAUUAGGAUACAGGUAGCUAUUUCUUGGGUCAUUUUCCUCCCCGGCGACAAACUGCGAUAAAGACUGGAUUCUUGUUCGCCAAGAAAGAUACAACUGCAUUAAAACCUAUAACAGGGAUUUUUAGGUGCAUUGAUUAAGUGUAUCUAAACACCUUUAUAGACAUUUUACGUAAUAGUUUGGGAUGGCUUUUUAACAUGACUCAACGUCUCUGUCAAACUUAAGCUAAGUAAAGAAGUGUAAAGAUUCAUGCUGUGAAAAAUCUUGUGCUCCGUUGGAAACUCGUAAAUGUCAGGUUGCUGGAAUUUCUAAGUGAUGCGGUCCACGCAACAUGAGGGUGCCGUUGUCGACACGGACGCUAUAUUGAGAAUCACCAGGGCACCCAAAACUCCUCCCACUUACGUCCCCCGCAGUCGGUCUAUGGAGGAUCUCCCUGGAGGAUUACGUGUCCCAAUCCUCCAGAGGCCGCAGUCCCGGGUCGCAGCCCGUCUAGAGGCCCUGCAGGACGGUCUUCAGGAACUUAAUAUUCUGAGGGAGCACCAGAAAGAACUCGUUGAUCAUGUCAAAGUCAGGCAUAUCGUGGAGAAAAAACAGGAACAGGGUUCACACCUGUCAAGGAGGCGGUACUCUACCAGUGCUCUAAGCAGUAUCAGUGAGGAAAAUACAUAUGUCAACUUUCCAGUUCGCCAUCAAUCUCAACUGAACAACGCCACUAACAGAGAAAAUAAAACUCCGAAUAAUUCCUCUCGCACUACUGAUAAUACUUCUGUGAUGCAUUCCAAAAGAAGACGGCCGUCUUUUCAGUGCGACACAAUUAUUACCAAAGACUUCAACCAACAGAUUCCUUACAUGGCUUCUAAUGGAAACCAGACUUUUCCCAGCCCCAUGCAUGCAGUAAUGAGACACUAUGAAGUUGUUCUUAAGAGUGCUAAUUCCGAAUCCAAUCUGAGGAAAUCCACUUCACAAUGCGAACUGAAAUCCACCCCAACCCAGAAUUCUAUAAGGGAUUCUAUUGAAAAUGUCUCGAAAACGGAGGGGCUUCAAAAGUAUCUCAAACAGCGCCGAUCAAGUUUGCCUGUUGCAUUGAAAUCUGUAAAAGUGACUGAUAUAGAUCAAUUUUGGCAGAACUACAGUAAUGGGAUAAAGAUAAAUGGAAAUAAAUAUGCCAAAGAAGACAUCAAUUCCAUGUCAUUAGAUACUACGACAGAAUCGACUUUAUCGUCAGUUGAAGAGGAGACUGAACAAGAGAAUCAAAAUACAGGUCCAACAGAAAAGGACCAAAAAGAGCAGCUAGAAACUGCUCUGUAAACAAAAGAUGCCCACAGCAACUUUCAUUUUGAAUGUUAAUCCCUCUUUGUUUUACAAAAAAUUCAUUCACAAUGAAUUGG
Messenger RNA from Saccostrea echinata, 1604 nucleotides. RefSeq lists its product as uncharacterized. Bases 532 to 1524 code for a protein of 330 amino acids. Lineage: Eukaryota; Metazoa; Mollusca; Bivalvia; Ostreida; Ostreidae. The record is from RefSeq and is a predicted model, not a curated record. The transcript is spliced from 2 exons.